AUGAUCUCACGUCACAGUACCUUACGAAACAUAAAAUAACGAAUCGAUGGCUACUGAGCACUCUGAUGAUUUAGACCAACUUCUUGACAGUGCUUUGGAUGAUUUUCAGAGCCUCAAUCUCACUUCUGCUUCUCAAAGAAAUGGGGAUGGAGAGGACAAAAAAGAGAGUAGCUCUUGUACACCUAGUGAGGUGCAAGGACUUGGGAUGUCGUUGCCCGAUUUGAAAACUAAGAAGAAAGGUAAGCAAACGGCUUCUAAGGAGGCAAAGGAUUCACAUGUCUCUGAAGCUCUUGAUAAGCUUAGAGAGCAGACUAGAGAAGCUGUUAAGGGAUUGGAAUCAGUUGCUGGGCCGAGACCCGGUGUGGAGAAUUUUGGAAGCGAUCCAAUGAUGGAGGAUUGGAUGAAGCAGUUUGAAGAGCUUGCUGGUUCUCAGGACAUGGAGUCUGUUGUAGAGACCAUGAUGCAGCAGCUUCUUUCAAAGGAAAUUCUUCAUGAACCCAUGAGAGAAAUUGGAGAAAGAUAUCCAAAGUGGUUGGAGGACAAUAAAGUCAAGUUAAGCAGUGAAGAAUAUGAACGUUACAGACACCAGUAUGAACUUAUAAGAGAUCUAAACAAAGUCUACGAAACUGAGCCGAGCAACUUCAACAAAAUUGUUGAGCUUAUGCAGAAAAUGCAAGAAUGUGGCCAACCACCAAACGAUAUAGUGCAAGAGCUUGCUCCAGGCUUUGAUAUAUCAACUCUUGGACAACUAUCCCCGGAGAUGCUAGAGUCCCAACAGAACUGCUGCAUUAUGUGAAGACACUGGUUCGACUAUCCUGCUGGCCAGCUUGCUCCUAAAUUGUUCUUUUACCAUUGUAACAAUGUGCAUGGAAUAUAAGUUAUCUUUUGCAUGGAAUUUGAUUUUGACUGGUAACAGGCGUGACGUGCAUUAUUUUCUUUCUUUUUGGUCUUCGUAUAUGGCAUACCUUUGCUUACAUGAAAUGCUUGGAAGUUGGAAAUUCUUGAGAUGGUGAAAAUGAAUAGUAACUAUAUUAAUGGAUUACAAUCAUUUCAAGGUA
Lycium barbarum (goji berry) is the source of this 1058-nucleotide messenger RNA. Its product is annotated as peroxisome biogenesis protein 19-1-like. The coding region runs from base 47 to 796 and encodes 249 amino acids. Gene Ontology annotation, cellular component: peroxisomal membrane; peroxisome. The transcript is spliced from 6 exons. NCBI's taxonomy places the organism in Eukaryota, Viridiplantae, Streptophyta, Magnoliopsida, Solanales, Solanaceae. The record is from RefSeq and is a predicted model, not a curated record. Gene Ontology annotation, biological process: protein import into peroxisome membrane.